This is a messenger RNA of Pieris rapae (cabbage white), 4208 nucleotides long. Its product is annotated as elongation of very long chain fatty acids protein 7-like. Bases 170 to 1135 code for a protein of 321 amino acids. NCBI's taxonomy places the organism in Eukaryota, Metazoa, Arthropoda, Insecta, Lepidoptera, Pieridae. The record is from RefSeq and is a predicted model, not a curated record. Gene Ontology annotation, cellular component: endoplasmic reticulum membrane. The transcript is spliced from 7 exons. Gene Ontology annotation, molecular function: fatty acid elongase activity. Gene Ontology annotation, biological process: fatty acid elongation, monounsaturated fatty acid; fatty acid elongation, polyunsaturated fatty acid; very long-chain fatty acid biosynthetic process.
GGCUCGCUGGUCGAUAUUGGCGCAGUGCACACCUCUAUGUCUGACUGUGCGGUCCUAAGUAGGAUUUAUAGGGUAACUUGUAUUAUAUCUUGUAAAUUAAGAGCCUUGUAACGUGUGAAUAGUGACAAGUGAGCUUUUUGGAAAUCGAAGAGGAUAAGAAAACUUGAAGAUGAACUUCAUAGGGAAGAUUGAUAGAUACCUGGACUCACUUAAAGUUGGUAAAAGUACGCUAGUAGACUCAUGGUUUAUGAUGUCCAGUCCAAUGCCAAUCUUGGCAGUGGUCGUAUCAUACCUGUUCUUCCUCAAAAUUGGAACUCGACUGAUGAAAAACCGCACUCCAUUGCAACUUACCACGAUAGUUAGCUACUAUAACGCUGGUCAAGUAGUACUUGCCACUGUGCUAUGUAUUAAGGUGUUCAAGUUGAACCUUUUUAAAGAUGGGAUUGUCUAUGCAGGGUGUCGCUAUCCGUCGAAUACUCAAAAUCCUUUGCUCUUGGACUUGGGCUGGUGGUAUUUUUUCGCUAAAUUCACAGAACUUUUGGACACCGUUUUCUUCGUUUUGAGGAAGAAAGAUAAACAGGUGACAUUCCUCCAUGUAUACCACCACGUUGUGAUGGCUCUCUAUUCAUGGAGCUAUCUCAAAUUCGCUGCGGGAGGUGAAGGGGCCGUCUUGGCACUUCUCAACUCUGCCGUCCACAUCGUCAUGUAUUCAUACUAUUUCCUAUCUGGUUUGGGUCCAAAGUUCCAGAAGUAUCUGUGGUGGAAGAAGUAUGUGACCAAAAUGCAACUGAGCCAGUUCGUAUUAAUGCUUGUGUAUUGCAUCUGGACCUACUUCUCACCGCAAUGUCAAUACGCAGCCGGCUUCACAUAUUUCAUAUCUUUCAACGUCAUAGUAUUUUUGCUGCUUUUCGUGAAUUUUUACUCGAAAAGUUAUAAGAAAGAUGCAAAGGAAAGCAUUCAAAAUGGCCACAACAAAAUGAACGGUCAUAAUAAAAUUAAAAAUACGAAGAUGGCUAUUAAUGGUACAAAGGUGCCUUAUGAUAAGAUUGGAGUAAAAUCUGAUAAUGGUGUAACAAGAAGAUCGGUAAAGGAAUCGAGCGGACCAGAUUUUAACUGUAGGAACUUUGAAAAAUGAUGUGUCAGUAACGAAUAAUGGUGGUUAUUGUUGGUUGUCACUAGAUGGCGCUGUUUUGGAAUGCGAUACAAAGUAUCACAGCAGUUCAAUUUGACAGCGACGUGAUCUUUUUAAGAUAAACGAAUGAUAACAUUAAUUAAUGUAGUAUUAAAUUUUAACUAUUUCAUACAUUCGCACCCUUUAAAGCACUACAUUUUAAGAUAAACCAUAAAAGCAGGCGUUCAUUUCCCUUCACUUAAUUAGCUUUCAGUGCUGUUAGAAUCUGCAACUGAAAUCAGCGCUAUCUAGUGGUGCCAACAUGAACUUCCUGAAUCUUCUGAGACUGAUGAUUGUGAUUUAAAUGGCUUUGUUGAAAUCAGAGGGUUUGUAUUUAAGUUCAAUGUAAAUAUAGAUAUGGUUGCCUUUCGCAGUUAAACAUUAGAUAAGUACAAGUAAGUAAAUGCCUGUUUGGGAAAACAAUAUUUUAAGUGAAGAGUAGAAAAUAAUGAUAAAUACAUAUCGUUUCGAUUGUAUCUAAUUUUCAAUGGACUAAUAGAAUGAAAAAAAAAUUAGACAAUAAUUUCCCAGUUGUAAUGUGUGCUUAACUUUUAUUUAAGGUAGUUACGAAUAAUGUAUGGUCCAGAAAGAAUUUAUUAUGUUAGUUUUAAGACUGGAAAAGCAAUUUUGCAGUAAGCCACAUUUGCUAAUGAGUUUGUGUAUUUUGCCAAUUAUGUACAAUAGGUUUAUUAAUUCAAAUUUUGUUAAUUAAAAUUAAUAAUAUAUAAAUAACCUGCGUCGUAUCGUAAGCUUUGGUUGGAUAAAAAUAAAAGAUUAGCGGCGAUUUGGACAAUUGACAAUAUGGCUUUGUCGGUCAUCAUCGCAUUUUGCUAAUACAUAUUACUUUCGUCGUACGAAGUAGAUUAUACGUGAUAACGAAAAAGAACGCAAAGGUCUAUGGUCCAAAAUCUUAAGUUUGGCCACAAUUAGAAUAAGCAUGUCAAUUGUCAUUUCGGUCGUAAUAUUAAUAUUGCACUUACAAUUCUUAUGAUAUUUAUCAAAAUAAACUACAAUCUGACUAUGAGGAUUCCGGCCAAAAAAUAGUUUUAAAUAAGUAGCUAUGUUGCAAUAAAAUAAAAUAAAAAUGCUUAAUUUAUAACCUUAAAAUAUCUAUAAGCUAUUUUACAUUAGCGCCCUCUAUGAAAGAGACGAAUAGUUCUGUAUUUUCGUCUUUUUCUUACUUGAGUGAUAUUGGUUACUAUGGUUACAAUGUUUCUUCCGCGAUUAUAUCGUUACCAUGGUAACAUACGCCCUAUUAUAAGCUUUGCCUUUUAAGUACACCGAUUUGUGUACUUACAAUUAACAUUCACAAUCAUUACAAAAAUAUAUAUAGACAAUAUACAAAACAGAAAUUUAAGGCAAAUUAAUAUUUCUACAGCCUUACCAACAUGUUCCUUUAAAGUUAUGUUUAGUAGUGUUGUUAAGUAAAUAUUUUUAUUCUUAAAUUACGUAAAGAAAUUCGGUAUUUUAGUUUCAGAAUCUGCAGGUUUAUCCAAGAAACGUUUUCUUUGUAAGCAAUAGACACUUCUUGGAAAAUUGAGAAACCAUCUCAAAAUGUAAACAGAGACUGAUUGCGAGCUCUGACCGUCGCUAUUUAUCGGGAUGCGCCCUCUUAUUUUUAUUUUUUUUCAAAUUUGAUAGUUUCUAAAAAAUCACAAUUAGCGAGGGCGCUGUAAGUUAUUACUGGUGGAGUGUGGAGUGGAAGUAACUUUUAACUCUUUUCGUGCUGAAAAAGACCUUUGCAGCUGCAGUUUUUGAACCGUCCCAGUAGAUCCAGCUUGUAGAUCCAGUUCACAGUGCUUUUAGUGUUUUGUCUCGGUGUAGUUGAAAUAUGUAGGGGAUGAUGCAUAGGAUCUAGCGAAGACGCGAUAUCAGCGCCCCCCCCUCCCUAGUUCGUCGUGUCCUAGGGUUAAUCAGGCCCUGCAUUUAAACCAAAUAUCAUCGUCAUGCGCAAAAGUCUGUAGUUGUUAAUGAAAGCAAUCAUUUAUGACAUGAGACAUUUAUCAAUACAUUACGGAAUUACUAAACAGUUGGAUAUACGUUUAAGUACAAUUUCCAGCAUUGUACAUAGUUGGUGGGGCUGUACAAAUUCAUUAUCCAGCAUAGUAAACUCUCGCAAUUUUCCGUUGUAUAUAAUAUUGUAAGUAUAUAUUAUACGUGUCCGAAAAACUCCAGAAUAUAUUUGAAUAUACUGCCGAGCAGAUAGUUUUUAUUUUCUGGGUUGAGAUUAGCUUUAAGUUUGCUUUGUAAUUUUUCGUAAACUUAACAAAUGCGCUUUUGAAUCUUAGUUUCAAUUAGUUUUAUUUAUUAUACUUUUAAAGGAAUUACAAUUUUAAUCAUAAUCAUUAGUAACGACAUCUUUCGAUUAAAUAUAUGUAUAACAUAAUGCCCUGAAUAACGACUUUAGGGGUUAGAUUCACAUUAGCCUCGCUAAGUGUCAUUUAUACUUAAAAAAAUGUGCUACAGGAGUACUUAUCUCUGUAAUAAUAAUUACUACUUUUGACAAAGAUUUCUAGGUCACAAAUAUUCGCAUUAGUAAACCGAUUCUUGACUCACAAUUGUAUGAAAAAUUGUCUUCACUCACGAUUAUAGUAAAUAUUUGUUUGGGUCUGUCAACUCAAUAGACAACGAUUAUAAUUUCGAUAUCGGAAUCCUAAGAAUUAGCGAUGUGAAUAUUGAGAUAAUUAUUUAAAAUUGUAUCCAAAAAGUUUUUUUUUUCACUCGACUGCGGCUAGUUUCAAAAGCGCAUUUUGUCACGACGUUAUUUAUUCCGGAAGGUGCUAAUACAGUAGACCUUGCAUUCAAAAUGCUUCAAAUCCUUGUAGAUAAACUCUUCUGCUAUAGGUUAACUUGUUUUAUGAAAGGUAGUACAAAAUUAUACGAAUCGAAAUAUGCCAGUGAGAAGAAACGCUUUAUAUAUAAAUGUAAAUCGCACAAUAAAUUUAUAUUAGUGAAAUAAUUUAGUAUAGUUAAGUUACGCCGAGGGCUCUGUCUUCCCGACAUCUGAGUUUUCUGUGAAAUAAAUAUUAUUAUUGAA